UUCUCGCAAGAGGUCCCCACUUAGAACCUACCUCCGACCGGAAGUUUCCAUCUCUCGUCACUUUUCACCCUUGAUUGAUCUUUUGGUGUGUCGAAGCGUUAACGAGUUGAAAGUAGUAAGAAUCUCGUGGACGCGUGAUUUUUCAUAAAAAAACGCAAAAUGCAACCACAAAUAAUCUUAUUGAAAGAAGGCACAGAUGCAUCUCAGGGCAAGCAACAAUUGAUAUCCAAUAUAAAUGCAUGCCAGAUUGUUGUUGAGGCUGUCAGGACCACUUUGGGUCCUCGUGGCAUGGAUAAGCUGAUAGUAGAUCAAAAUGGAAAGAGCACCAUCUCUAAUGAUGGUGCUACCAUCUUAAAAUUAUUAGACAUUAUUCAUCCAGCUGCAAAGAUCUUGGUGGAUAUUGCAAAAUCACAGGAUGUAGAGGUGGGAGAUGGUACGACUAGCGUCGUCCUGUUGGCGGGAGAAUUUUUGAAGCAGAUGAAACCAUUUAUAGAAGAGGGUGUACAUCCGCGUAUAAUCAUCAAGGCGCUCCGUCGCGCCCUGCGAUUAGCCGUGGAUAAGAUAAACGAGCUGAGCGUGAAGAUAGACAAAAGUGAUCUCAGCAAGCACAUCAAUCUCUUGGAGGAAUGCGCGGCUACGUCGAUGAGCUCGAAGCUGAUACAUCAGCAGAAGAAACACUUCAGCGAGCUGGUAGUCAAAGCCGUCCUUAUGUUGGACGAUUUGCUUCCGCUCAAUAUGAUUGGUAUUAAAAAGAUUUCCGGUGGUGCAUUGGAGGACUCUGAACUGAUACAAGGAGUCGCCUUCAAGAAGACCUUCUCUUACGCCGGAUUCGAGAUGCAGCCAAAGAAGUAUCAGUCGUGCAAGAUCGCACUGCUGAACAUCGAGUUGGAGCUGAAGGCCGAGAGAGACAACGCGGAGGUGCGCGUUGACAACGUGACGGAGUAUCAGCGAAUCGUCGACGCGGAGUGGCAGAUACUCUACAACAAGCUCGACCAAAUUCACAAGAGCGGUGCAAAGGUCGUGCUGUCGAAGUUGCCGAUUGGCGACGUCGCAACGCAGUACUUUGCGGAUAGGGACAUGUUCUGCGCCGGCAGAGUGCCCGACGAGGAUCUCAAGAGGACAAUGAAGGCGUGUGGCGGCGCAAUCUUAUCGACGGUGCAUGAUAUCAAAGAUUCCGACCUCGGACAAUGUCAGACCUUCGAGGAGAAGCAGAUCGGUGGCGAGAGGUUCAAUAUCUUCUACGAAUGCUCGCGAGCGAAGACGUGCACGUUCAUCUUGCGCGGAGGCGCCGAGCAAUUCCUUGAGGAAACUGAGAGAUCGCUCCAUGAUGCGAUUAUGGUCGUCAGACGCAUGGUGAAGAAUGAUGCGGUGGUCGGCGGCGGCGGCGCGAUUGAAAUGGAGCUGUCCAAGACUCUGCGCGAUUAUUCCCGCACUAUUGCGGGCAAAGAACAGCUCCUGAUAGGAGCGACUGCGAGGGCUCUUGAAGUUAUUCCGAGGCAACUCUGCGACAACGCUGGCUUCGACGCGACGAAUAUUCUAAACAAAUUGCGUCAGAAACACCACAUGGGCAUGCACUGGUACGGCGUAGACAUCAACUCGGAAGAUAUUGCGGACAACAUGCAAGACUGCGUCUGGGAACCCGCGGUGGUGAAGAUCAACGCGUUGACAGCCGCGAUCGAGGCCGCGUGUCUCAUAUUAUCUGUCGACGAGACCAUAAAGAAUCCGAAGAGCACUCAUGACGCGCCGCAACCGCCGAUGGGACGCGGCAUGGGCAGGCCCAUGUAAUGUCAAACGGACAAAUAAAUGUCUAAUGAGUUAUGGCUAAAAUGCGAAUCGAAAGCUAUCGGAAUAACGAAUAAUGCAAAUAAUGAGCCAUUAAUAACACCAGCAACGGUUGGCGCGAUUAAUAAUUGAAGUGAAUGAACAAAUGAAAUUUUAUUCGAAAAUUUGCUCGCGCAAUGCCUAACUCUGGUUUGUCGGCCGUGUUCACUCGAUUUUAAGAGAAAAUUAAUAUAACGAAGCAAAGUAUAUUGCUUUUAAUAACAAGAGCAAUAUCGCAUUUACAAGAUAAACAUGGGAACGAUGAGCAACGGCAUAUAUGAGCGUACAUGAAUACUUGCAAUUUUACUUUAUCCAACGUUGUCGAUCUACGCAUUGUUCGUUGUACACAUCGAAUGAAACAGCAUACGUUAUCUAAGAAAUCUGUUAUUUUCAGUGGAAAAAUAAAGUUUUGAAAUUACGAGACAA
Molecule: messenger RNA, 2247 nt
Organism: Odontomachus brunneus
Lineage: Eukaryota; Metazoa; Arthropoda; Insecta; Hymenoptera; Formicidae
Gene: CCT7
Product: T-complex protein 1 subunit eta
Exons: 6
Coding region: 160-1785 (541 amino acids)
Biological process (GO): protein folding
Cellular component (GO): chaperonin-containing T-complex
Molecular function (GO): ATP hydrolysis activity; ATP-dependent protein folding chaperone; ATP binding
Source: RefSeq, a predicted model, not a curated record